Messenger RNA from Racocetra fulgida, 180 nucleotides. NCBI's taxonomy places the organism in Eukaryota, Fungi, Glomeromycota, Glomeromycetes, Diversisporales, Gigasporaceae. The record is from the annotation of a GenBank genome assembly.
AUGAAAGAAAAUCAUUUAAUACAAAUCAUUCGAUUAUAUUUAAAGGAACGAGAAACACGAACAUUAACUACGAAAAAGGAUAGUAGAUUAAAACAUGCAAAAGCACCUCCUUAUUUGAUCUAUCGAAAAUUGAAAGAACAAUUUAUACCAAAAACAGCGUAUUCUAAAAAAGAAUUUAAC